AUGGGUAAACCUAAAUCUUUGCUAAGACGUCACUCUGAAAGGUUAAAUCUUGAACUCAUUCAUAAAGGUUCAGAUGAAUACGAUGAGGAUGCUCCUGCUAAGGAUGAUGCAGUCGACAUUGAAAACGGCGAUGAUACAACAAGGGUGGAAAAGAGAAACAUUCCAAAAGACCUGUUAGUAGCUGCAAGAUUUACAGAGAGAAUCAAGAAAGAACCAGAAGUACAAAUUGGGAUGGCUCUCGUUGUGAACUAUGUUCUCAAAGACCCAUCAGCUGUUUUGGAAUGUGCUAGCAAGAUUAAGGAAGAGCUGAAAGAAAAGGGUGAGCAGGAUAGAGCAGAGGCUACUGUUGCUCCAUUUGCUGAGGAUUUUGUUCUUGAGCAGGAUACUCUCAACAUUAAGAAAGAGGAGGAUUUGGAGGAUACAUCAUUAUCAAAUUUGGAAGUUACAAACAGCACUAAACAAGAAGCAGAAGUAACAUUUGAUGGGGAUGGAGCUGAGAAUUGUAAUUUGGAGGAUACUUCUACGAUAUUGGAACAUACGAACGACAUCAAACAAGAAGCAGAAAUAACAAUUGACGAGGAUGAAGUUCAGGAUUAUGUUCUUGAAAACCUGCUACCAGUUUCGGAAUGGACUAACAACAUUAAAAACGAGCCAGAAUUAACAAUCGACAAGGAUGAAAUGGAGAAUAAUGAUCUUGGUCGACCAUCAUCUUCGGAAUGGACUUAUAACAUUAAAGACGAGACAGAAGCAGCACUUGAAGUGGAUCGUGAUGAGAAUAAUGACAUGGUCUCAACAGAAUAUGCAUCAAAUACUACAUGGUCCAGCCAGAUUAUGGAAAAAUUCCCCAGCACUUCACGAGGAAAUGUUCUUCAAAAACUGAUACACGGUGCUCUGCUGCUCCCAAUCUACACAAAUGAUUUAGUAGACAAUCUGAGCAACGCUCCUAGAUUGUUUGCAGAUGAUGCUAUCGUUUACCAUCUAGUAAAAUCAGAAGGUUACAACUUAUUGCAAAGUGAUUUAGACAAGAUACCUGCGUGGAGCAAAAAGUGGCAGUUGACUCUAAAUAAUGAAAAAUGUGAGGUUAUCCACUUGCGGACAAAAAGGAGUAUGCUAAAUUUCGGUUACGCAAUAAAUCACGCAAAUCUAAACACUGUCUGUUCAACUAAAUACAUAGGAAUUACUGCUAUGAACAAUAUAAACUGGAAGAUCAAUUACAUAGAUAACAUUGUAGGAAGGUGAACCAAAGAGUGUGUUUUAUUGGCAGAACACUUAGAGUGUGCAACAGGUGUGCUGAAGAGAGUGCCUGCACUAUGCUUAUCUUUCCUCUUCUGGAGUCUUGCUGGUUGAUACAGGAUGCUUACCAGAUAGCACUGACAGAGGACAUCGUAAAUUCCAAAGGAGAGCUGCUCAUUUUGUGUUAUCGUGAAAUAAGGGAGGAGGGAAGUGUCACAGGUACGAUACUCAAGUUGGGGUGGCAGUCAUUGAAUGGAAGGCAAUUCUUAUUGUGGAGAGAUCUUUUCAAAGAAUUUCAAUCACCAAUUUUCUCUUUCAAAUGCAAAAUAUUUUCUUGAUGCCCACCUGCACAGGGAGAAAUGGUCAUAGUGAUAAAAUAAGAGGAAUCAGAGCUCACACGGGAAUAUUUAUUUAUUCGUUUUACCUACAUUUUUCCUGAGUGUGGAACAGUAGAGAAAUAGUCUGAAGGUGGUGCGAUGAACCCUCCACCAAGCAUUUAAAUGUAAAUCACAGAUUAGUCUUGUAGACGUACUUCCGAUGUGUAUUUAUAUUAUCUGAGAAACAAAAUAGUCCAUUGUCGCACAUGUAAUGCUCUCUCGCUCACUACAUGCAAGUUUAUGUCUUCACGGACUGCUGAAAGAGCUGAUAUUUUUGUGGCAUCAUAUAAAACUACAUUUUAUUUUUAUGGUUAUAAAAUAUGAAACAAAAAACUAACCAAUUUUUUAAAAACUGACUGAUGUACAAAGAUGUUCUUUGAAAUAAACAAAUUCCUCCAGCUG
Molecule: messenger RNA, 2012 nt
Organism: Schistocerca piceifrons (Central American locust)
Lineage: Eukaryota; Metazoa; Arthropoda; Insecta; Orthoptera; Acrididae
Exons: 12
Coding region: 1-1239 (412 amino acids)
Source: RefSeq, a predicted model, not a curated record